Molecule: messenger RNA, 7136 nt
Organism: Serpula lacrymans var. lacrymans S7.9
Lineage: Eukaryota; Fungi; Basidiomycota; Agaricomycetes; Boletales; Serpulaceae
Gene: pks2
Product: putative polyketide synthase
Exons: 23
Coding region: 126-7136 (2336 amino acids)
Biological process (GO): fatty acid biosynthetic process
Molecular function (GO): 3-oxoacyl-[acyl-carrier-protein] synthase activity; fatty acid synthase activity
Source: RefSeq, a predicted model, not a curated record
GGUGCCUUACGCAGCUCCGUCACCGCGGUGGAGUCAGCGCACUUGGGUCCCAUCUUUUUUCUUUUUCAUAAAAGCCCGCAUAUAGGGCAUCCACCCUCCCCUCCCAUAUCCACCAUACCUCACUAAUGGCCGCAAAUAUUGCGAUAGUCGGCAUUGCAGCGGAACUGCCAAGUGGUGCUUACUCUAAAGACAACUUUAAUCACAAGUCUUUCUUCGAUUUUCUUUUAGACCGCGGAGAAUCCUAUGAACGGAUACCCGCCGACCGCUUCAAUAUCGACGCCUGGAACGGUAAUGGCCUGGCUAGGGUGCAUGUAGACAAAGGUUCAUUUCUCAAAGAAAUCGAUCUAUUCGACAAUGUGGAAUUCGGCGUAUCGUCACGAGAUGCUCGUAUCAUGGCCCCCGCAACUAGGAAGCUGCUCGAAUCUUGUUUUCUUGCUUUGUUAGAUUCUGGAAUAGACUACAGGGCACAGAAUGUUGGCUGUUACACUUCAGGCAUUUCCUUCGACUUGACUAAUGUUUCUGAACCUGAUCACUACGAUGCUCGUGGUUCCUUUGCUGGCUAUCCAGCGAUGGUCGCUAAUCGUAUUUCAAACCACCUUGACUUACUCGGCCCUUCUCUCCCUACAGAUACAGCUUGUAGUUCCACCAUCACGACAUUGCACCUUGCAGUGCAAGCACUGCUUAACGGCGACUGUGGCGCCGCCGUAGUCGCAGGAUGUCAAUUAAAUCAUCGGUUUAUAGACUGGAUUACAUACAGCAAUGGCUCGCUCUUGGCGAAGGAUGGAAAGUGUAAACCCUUUGACCAAUCAGCAGACGGAUUUGCCCGCGCGGAGGCUUGCGCCGCCAUCGUGAUCAAGCCACUAGAAGAUGCGCUGAGGGAUCAAGAUCGUAUCUAUGCAACGAUUCUAGGAACAGCGAUUAAUUCUACGGGAGGGGGCGCUCCUCCAGGAGCUCCAGUUCCAGAGGCUCAGCGUGAUGCUAUGCUUCACGCCUUUAGACGAGCUGGUCGAAGACCACAGGAUGUUGAUUUUGUAGAGCUUCAUGCCACAGGCACGGCGAAAGGAGACCCCGUCGAAGCAAAUUGGGUUGGCGCCCAUUUCCAAAGGCAAGAAGAAUUACUAAUUGGUAGUGUGAAAGGCAACAUCGGGCAUACCGAGAUCGUCGCCUUUUUAGCUUCAUUGUCCAAGGUCCUUUCCGUGAUACAGCGUGGUCUCAUUCCACCGAACAUCAACGUUGUAAACUUGAAUCCCGCGAUUGAAUGGGACAGAUACAAACUUCGAGUUCCUCUAGAUACCACGCCUUUGCCAUGUAGAUCUGGUUCCAAGCCCUUGAUCUCAAUGGCGAGCUCUGGGAUAGGUGGUUCUAAUGGCCAUGUCGUCCUAGAGGGUCCACCAGAAAUUCGAUCUCUAGCCAACAACGUAAUAGUGAAUUCGGAAAGGCCAGUGUUGCUGGUUGCUGGAGGUCUCUCGCCUCGAUCCACUUCAUCAGUUGCACAGUCAGUUUUGAAAGCUGUGACAGACAAGGAUCAAGAUCUUCCUGUUGUCUCAACCAUCCUCGGUCGGCGGUCCAAGCAAAUGACUUGGAGAUCAUUUGCAGUUUCUAAUUCAAGUUCAUUAUCAACAUCAGUCUUCUCCCCACCGCAGUACAUUGCUCGCUUUGCAAAUCCUGUAGUCAUGAUCUUUUCUGGUCAGGGUCCCCAACACGAUGACAUGGGUAAGGAACUCUUCAAGGAAUUUCCGGUCUUCCGUGAUAGCAUAUUAGAAAUGGAUGAAGUCUUCAAAAGUAUGACUGGCAAGUCGAUAAUCCACGACUUUGGCCUCUUCCGCUGGGACAGCGAAUCCAAGUUACGGGAUACGUGGCCAAUAUCCAUCAUUUUACCCUCAAUCGCGAUGUUUCAGGUAGCACUCUUCGAUUUGUUCGUAAGUCUUGGUAUCAAGCCGGACGUCGUGGUUGGUCAUUCUGCGGGAGAGACCGCAAUGCUCUAUGCUUCAGGCGCUGCGCCUAAAGCAAUGGCAGUUGAGCUAGCCAUCAUUCGAGGGAAAGCCUUUUCCUCUGUUGAGAGUCAUGGUGGCACAAUGGCUGCUCUGUCGUGCGGCCUUGAAGAAGCAUCUGGAAUACUGGAGGAAGAGCGCUCCGACAACCCCGGUAGUAUCGUCGAGGUUGCCUGUCUUAACUCGCCUUCCGCAGUUGCUAUCGCAGGGCACGAAAUAGCUAUUGACCGCGUGGUCAAAGUUGCUCAGUCUCGAGGAAUCUUCGCCCGCAAGAUUCACACCAAGGUACCCAUUCACUCAUCCAUGAUGGAUGCCUGUCAGCAGGAAUACUGUGGCAUGCUACGGGAUUUAUUCACUCGAUAUCCUGGGUCUCACAAAUCGGUCAUUCCUGUCUAUUCGACCCUGACUGGAAAACUAUUUUCCGACCCAUUCGAUGCACAGUACUUUUGGGACAAUACUCGGUCUCAGGUUCGUUUCUCUGAGGUUGUGGAAGCCCUUGGGACUUCUCGUGACUACACCUACAUCGAGCUUUCGCCCCAUCCUGUGCUCUCGUCUUACGUGUCUAGUAUGGUUCCCGAGUCGAGUCACGUUUUAUCGACUAUCCGGCGUCCAAAGUCUGGGACACCGUCCGUAGAGUAUCGAAACGUAUUAGAACUUUGUGGCAAGUUGACUGUCAAUGGCCAUAAUUGCGUCGACUUCACUGCUCUUAACGGUCGAGCAUGUUACGAUGCUGAAGUCGACUUGCCUGACUAUCCAUUUUCGAAGAAACGCUUCAAUUUAUAUCCAGACACUGCUGGAUACGCCAAACAAAUGGAGCCACAAUUUGGCCCCCUGAAUAAUAAACACUUGAGAGUGAACAAGGAGACGCAUCCCACACUUGCGGAGCAUAUCAUCAGAGGUGAACCUAUCAUGCCGGCUGCCGGAUUUAUGGAAAUGGCUAUUGAAUUUGGCGCUUCAACCUUGAUGAACGUUAAUUUGCGGUCGAUGCUUUCUCUUUCCUCUGAAAGCCCAAUUAAGGUCGAGGCCAGCCUGGACGGAUCAUACUGGACUGUCAAGUCUAUAGCGACAUCACCUCAGUCUCGCAAAGAUUCGAAGCUCAAACCAAUAUACCCAGUAUACGCAAGCGGUGCCCGGAGCAUGUCAGUUCUGCCCUUCCACGGUGAUUUCGACCCCAAUGUUUACUACCUGCCUGCUCGGGUAGAGGCAGUGAUUGUACACAAAGCACUGCGACCACAGUAUUUCCCUGCACAUGUCUAUGCCCACAUAAAGCUGGGAAUGUGGACCCCUGCUUCCAUGCAUUAUGAUAUCGCCCUAGUGGAUGAUAAAGGGAGCCACUUGUGCACCUUGAAAGGCCUGGAGGUAGCAAAACAUCGAAUCACACCUUUGACCCCCACGCAGAAAUCGUACGAUAUCAAUUGGCAACCUGUACCUCAUCCCCUCCGACCGUCUCAUUCAUGCGUGGUGCUCCCUUCUACGCAAGACCGGCCUACUCUAUUCAGCGUGAUUGAUAAUCUAGCUAGGGGAGGACUCGCGAAUACGAAGACGUCAUCACACUUGACAGCGAAUGGAUGGCAUUGCCCUUCUAGCCAGCCUGAUAUGGCCUAUCUCCAGAAAGAGUGGCCAGGUUAUUUCGAAGUGUUAGAGAACAGGGAUGACAAGGACUUGAUAUCUGUGUUUGAUGGCCCACAAUACGACUACGCCGUAUCUCAAACUUGUCAAGCUCUUCAGGACGCUUUGACAGCCAUUGCACAGAAUAACUCCCGGCGAGUUGUGAAGAUCUUUAUUACUAGCAGUGUUAAAUCACUUUUUAUUCGACUCCCCGGCGUCCUAAGCAAAUUUUGCUCCAUGUUUAUAGAAGUUGUUGUGGAGGGCAUAGACCAAAUGGUGCUUCUCCCUUCGGACCCUGAUUUCGGCUUGGUUCGCAUUGCAAAGAUCGAUUUUGAAGCUUCCGAGACGCGGACGCCAGAUGAUCUAGGUUUCGAUAUCGUGAUCGCUUUCAAUGUGGCCGCCACAAAGGUCGAAGCUGGUGCCAUUGUCCAAACAUGCAACGAUAUUCUUGUGCCAGGAGGAACUAUGAUCUUGACAGAGCGAAAUCGACGUGCGUGGGACCAGGGCUUGCCUGGCACUGCCUGGUAUAACUCGGUCUUUGGUUCACCUGCUUCAUCGGAGAUUUUCCCCCUGAACUCGUAUUUGGAUAACCUCGAAAAGCUCAAGUUUACUGUGUUACACUCUCACUACACCGAAGCGCAAGACCCAUUCCACUUCAUAAUAGAAAGUCAAAGCAACGUUUUAGGAUCAGUUCCCGCCCCGGAACUUUUGCUUUGCGAUCCUUCAGAGGCAUUUAUCUUCAGAUACGAGUUCGGCUGUGAAAGCGAUCUGCAAUGGCAUUUCAGUGGUCUCAACAGAUCGCAGCAAUUAGACAUCUGGGUCGUUGCCAAGGAAGGCCAAGAUGGGGGUGCGGCAUCCGGAUUAGUUCGUGCCUUGAACAGGGAAUGCCCCUUGUGGACCAUUCGAUUGGUUGUCUUCCCACUUUCGUACACCGAGGAAAUGGAAGAGGAUAGCCUUCAGCGUUUGCCUUCCUGUAUGAAGGACGAGUCCGAGAUCAUGAUUUCCCCCGAAGGUGUACCCUUUGUCCCUCGCAUGACUCCUUUACCUGAAACCAAAUCCAAGACGUUACCUGCUAUGUCUUCCGCAGACCUUAUCGAUUUUGCCUUGGAUCAAAUACUUGUGCGAAUAAUUUCGUCUUUCAAAGGCGGGAAAGUCUAUGGCUUCAUUGGUUCUGUUGUCAACAAUAAUGGCACAAGCAUAGAUAAAGGUGCUUUGGUAGUAGGGCUCACUGCAGAGGCUAUGAAAGAGCAUGCAGUAGUUGAUAUCGCUUCUGUGUGUGCGGUCUCGCUUCACGUACUGCAAGUGGCCUCAGUCAUCGCCGCUCGUGUUCCGGGUUGUGUCGCUUCUGUCCUUGCCCCCGGGUUGAGUUUGUUUAAUAACACAAGCCGUCUGAAGUCUCAACGGAUCUUACUCACGCACUCUGACACCGACAUGGGUUCCGUGAUCAAAGGAAUCUACUCCCAUAAAGGUCUAGAAUUCGAGACAGUUACCCAAGAAACCAGCUUACUUGAGCUGGCGACCAUGGGUAGCGGCCCGUUCGAUCUGAUCGUUUCAGGAUAUGAUGAUAAACCGCACAUUCAAGUACUGAAGAACUUGUUGUCCCCUGGCCGAGGGAAACUCUUCUUAUGGGAGGAUGAAGCGACUGGACUCAUCGAUAUUCUUCAACGAGAUCCAUGCUCAAUUGGGGAUGCACUACGCAAUGUCAUUCCCUUGUUGGAAAACCAUGAUUCGUUACUUGACGAGACAACCCCGUUGGGUACGGUCGCCCUUCCGAAUGGCAAAGUUGAUGUGGGAUCGAAGAUUACCCCUCGUCAGCGCUCUUCAUUCGAUGCCAACAAAACAUACCUCAUUCUGGGAGGAAUCGGCAGUGUUGGAGUACACAUCACUUUGUUCAUGUAUGAGAGGGGUGCCCGUCACAUAAUUCUCACAUCCCGUUCUGGUGAAGACGGUUUGCGAAAGAACAAGAACAAAAUACUCCACAGAAUGCUAGAUUACGUGAAAAGGCUGAAAGGUCUAAAUAUUCGUUUGGAGGCUGUUGACGCUUCGUCUUCUAUUGACAUGGCAGCCCUGAUUGAACCUCUGAAAACACCAUUAGGUGGAUGCAUGAUAUUAACAGCUGUUCUAUCAGAUGGCGCCUUCCAACAUCUCACCGAGGAAGACUUCUCGGCAUCAUUCGCUUGUAAAAGCGGCGUGUUGGAUACUGUAAAGGACACUAUUGACAUAUCAAACCUCGAUUUCCUUAUAGCCUUUUCCUCUGUAUCUGGUGCAUUUGGUAUACAAGGUCAAACUAAUUACGGAGCGGCAAACACUCUUCUGGAACAGCAAAUGUCGCUGUUUCCGAAUGGAUUCACAUUUAUCUGUCCUGGAAUUCUAGAUUCUUCGCUAAUGCUUGCCAGUGGAUCAGAUAAAGCAGAGUUACGUCUCAACCACCUUAUUGAUUGGUCAAUUUCAGCGGAAGAUAUGAUCCGUUGGCUGGAUGACGCGUUCUGUAAACAUCAGAACAAUUAUUCUUUCAGUCGAUAUAUUCCACAUCUCAAUUGGGAAGCUAUGGAUGGAACCCAUGGGAUGUCAAAGAUAGGGAAGCAUUUAGUACCAGCGAAAUCACAAUCGGCCACAAGAGCCAGCGCUAAGAGCCACAUCGACGGCAUGGCCGAUAUGAUAUGCAGCGCACUUGGUAUACUGCCAAAUGACUUCUCUGCGGAGGUACCUCUCACAACUUAUGGUCUCGAUUCACUUUCUGCGUCAAGGCUCUCAUUUAUCUUGCGGCCGAUCGUCGAAGUCACUCAAAUUCAGUUAUUGGCCGACCUAUCGUUAAAUGACAUUUGGCGCAAGGUUCCUGCAUCAUCGUCAGAUGUCGAAUCUAAAACUAUAAUCUCGACUUCAGUGAAGGCUAAGACUGAUCAUGUGGCGGAGUUACUUGCGAAGUACGCAGCACGCAUCCCCAGUAGCACACCUUUGCAAGAUGAUGGCCCCGUAGCUUCUUCGGACCAAGUCAUACUCCUUACUGGUAGCACCGGUGCCUUGGGAUGCAACAUAUUAUAUCACUUAAUCGGGAAUGAUGUAGUCAAGCGAAUAUAUGCCUUCAACAGAAGAAACACCAAUGGCAUCCCUCUGUGGGACAGACAAAGAGAUGCUUUUGAGGCUCAAGGGUUACCAUCUUCGCUCGUAGAUUCUCCUAAAGUGACACUACUAGAAGGCGAUCUUGCCGCAUCUGAUUUCAGGGUGCCAACCAAGGUUCUGGAUGAGCUGUUGUCAACUGUGACACAUGUUAUUCAUAAUGCCUGGAGAGUGGAUUUCGUUGCCCCACUAGCAGAUUUCGAAGAUUUAGUUGAAGGCACCUAUGGGUUGAUCACCUUUGCGCUGCGGUCCAAACUCCCUAUAGCUGGAGAGAAGUCGCUCUUGAGAACCAACGUAAUUCGUGUAGGAUUGUUAAGCGGAGGCUUGAAUGGAUUCUGGGACACCUCUCAUUGGCUACCGGCUCUGGUUCAAUCUAGCUCGUAUGUAGGAUGCCUUCCCGAGGGCGAUGAGCCGCUAUAG